Molecule: messenger RNA, 1713 nt
Organism: Torulaspora delbrueckii
Lineage: Eukaryota; Fungi; Ascomycota; Saccharomycetes; Saccharomycetales; Saccharomycetaceae
Exons: 1
Coding region: 1-1713 (570 amino acids)
Biological process (GO): transmembrane transport
Cellular component (GO): membrane
Molecular function (GO): myo-inositol:proton symporter activity
Source: RefSeq, a predicted model, not a curated record
AUGUCAAACAAUAAAGACGUAUUUCUCGAAACCGAGAAAUACUCUUCAAGCGCCUCUCAUAUCGAGAUGGAGCACAUUUCAACGAAGGAUGUUUACGAAGAUCCAACCCAGGCCAAGUUCGAUCUCGAGAACGAUAUUGGCAAUAAGACUUCUGAUCUGUUGAACAAAAGUUUCAACAUGCAGGAAGAAGUAGCCGCCUUGGAUCAAUUGGGCUCUUCUUACAAAAAGAAGCAAUCUUUUUGGGGAAAAUUGAAAUCGGUAGAAUUCGAAGUCGAUUUUGAAAACAAGAAUCGUAUGGUUAUCAUGUUGGGUGCCUUUGCUGCUUUCGCAGGUAUCCUUUCUGGUAUUGACCAAUCUAUUAUUUCUGGUGCAUCCAUUGGUAUGAACAAGAUGCUUCACUUGACGAAGCAUCAAGCAUCGUUGGUCUCUUCGUUGAUGCCCUGGGUGCUGGUUGGUGGGUCCAUUCUAUUGACUCCUCUUAGUGAAACUUUUGGUCGUAAGAAGGCGUUGGUCAUGUCCUGUAUCUUCUACACUGUUGGAGCAAUUGUCUGUGCUGCCGCUGGUAAUCACCAUGAAAUGUAUGCCGGUAGAUUCUUAAUCGGUGUUGGUGUUGGUAUUGAAGGUGGUGGUAUCGGUGUUUACAUUGCCGAGUCCGUGCCAUCUUCAGUCAGAGGUAGUCUGGUUUCCUUGUAUCAGUUUAACAUUGCUCUUGGUGAGCUUUUUGGUUACAUCGUCGGUGUUAUCUUUUUCGAUGUCAAAGGUGGGUGGAGAUACAUGGUUGGUUCUUCGCUAGUCUUCUCUACAAUCUUACUAAUUGGUCUUCUAUUUUUGCCUGAGUCACCUCGUUGGUUGAUGCACAAGGGUCGUGUUGGAGAAUCAUGGAACGUUUGGAAGAGAUUAAGAGAUGUAACAGAUGACAACAAUACUGUUGAAUUCUUAGAGUUGAGACAAGCAGCAGAAAAAGAUAGAGACCUACGCGCCAACGAAUCGAGAUUCCAAUCCUUGUUUGACUUAUUCCUCGUCCCUCGUAAUCGUCGUGCUUUAAUCUUCUCCAGUACCAUGAUCGGUUUGGGUCAAUUGACUGGUAUUAACGCUAUCAUGUACUACAUGUCCACACUGAUGCAACAAAUCGGUUUUGAUGACAAACAGUCAGUUGCUAUGUCAAUGGUUGGUGGUGCAGCUCUACUAUUGGGUACUAUUCCAGCCAUUCUAUGGAUGGAUAGAUUCGGUAGACGUACAUGGGCCAUGACUAUCGUUAUUUUCGCCGUUGGGCUGGUUCUUGUUGGUGUGGGUUACAGAAUUAACAUUAACACCAACUUAGCCGCUGCUGAAGGUGUCUAUCUAACCGGUUUGAUCCUAUACAAUAUCGCAUUCGGUUCCUACGCUGCUUUAACUUGGGUCCUACCAUCCGAAUCCUUCUCCCUAGGAACAAGAUCCAUCGGUAUGACUGUUGCUUCGGUUCUAUUAUACACUUUUGCAUUCACCGUGACUUACAACUUUGAGAAAAUGCAAGACGCGAUGACGUACACCGGUCUAACUCUAGGUUUCUACGGUGGUAUCGCUUUGGUUAUCGGUAUCCCAUACCAACUGCUAUGUAUGCCAGAAACCAAGAACAGAACGCUGGAAGAAAUUGAUGACAUUUUUGCCCAGCCAACAAGAGAGAUUAUCAAGACUAAUAUUGCUUACUUGAAAAAGGGUAAGUUGAGUUACUAG